CGCUGUGUUUGGCCAAUGGCGAAUAUCAUUGCAGGCUUUCCGCAUGUGACAUCAUCGGAAUCCAAACAAAUCUCGUGUUUUGCCUUUGUGCAUCGGGCCGUGAACCGUUCCCACGUAAGCGAGGACCAUGGCAUCAAAGCACCGUGUGUGUGGCCCGUGGCUGGCGCUCGUGGUGUGCGCGCAGCUGUUGGCGGUGGCGCAGAUGGGGUGUGCUGUGCAGGAUGGCGGGGCGUGCGACGCUGCCUCGCUCGUGGCUUCCUUUGGAGCAGUGCCAAGCCAUGUCGUGCACAACUGCAACAAUGUUGCGCUCGGCGCCACCUGCAUUGCCUCGUGCGACGUCUCUGGCUCGUACACCGGCACGCCCCAGACGCUCGUGUGCGGCUCCAACUCCACGUUCCAAGGGUCCCUUCCAACAUGUUUUGCACCGUGCAACCCUGCGGAGGAUGAGAGCGCUAUUGUGAGCCAUGGUUGCCGCUCGCUUGUGCCUGUUGGUGACGCGUGCACCUGGGGGUGUGCACGUGGCUACGCUGGCGCAGAUGUCACCCGCACCUGCACAGCCCUAAACGCCAACACAACCGCGUUUGAUGCACCACCUCCCUCGUGCACACCUGUGCCUUGCAGCUUGCCUGCGGAAGCCGACCCGCAGGCCAUGGAUUUGAGCGACUGCUUUGGUGCUGUGCACACCAACAGCUGCGUCAUUCCGUGUGCCGUGGGCUACGCUGGCGCCACCGCUGCCCUCACCUGCGACAACGGCCAGUUCAUCGGCACCCUUCCCAUGUGCACUCGUACGUACACAGAUAGUGCUGUUGGCCUAAACAGCCCCAAGCUGGUGACCGAGGGCGGCACACUUCGCGUGGAGGUCUUUGAUGACAAGCGCAUGGACCUUGCUUACAUGACCCAAAACCUCCAACCAAACGCUUGGUCUGGGCGGAUCCUGAGCGACGUUGAGAUUGAGGCGUCCAUCACCUCCACGCUGUCCACCAUCAUGGAGGAUGGCAGCGCGCGUGUGCGCACAGAGGCGAAGGUGGCGCAGAUUGUGGCCGCCAAUGUGCUCGACAGCCAGGGCGUUGUGCGCGCAGCUGUCCAAGAUGCCAUUGACGCAAACGCACCACAGGGUUCGACUCUGACAGAGUAUCUGGGUGAAGAGUUUGAUCGUGUGGAUGGCCGCAUCGACAGCCUUCAAACUUAUGUGGACGGGCAAGACGACGGCGUGCUGUCGACGCUGCGGGAUGAGCUUGAGAGCACGGUGUCGGCGGCGAGCGAUGCGCUCUCUGCUGAACUGGACGGUGUCACCAGCGCCAUUGACCGCAUGGCACCAGCCAUCGCCGCAGCAGAGCGCUGUCUCAAGUUUUGCCCUGCAGUGUUACAGUCACUCACUCCACUCAACCCACUCCCUUUUUUCCCCUUCACUCACUCCACUCACUCCACUCACUCAUCCCUGCACUCACUCAUCAACCAGUGCCAGCAGUGCCCUGCGUUCACCUACAGCGCAACCCCAAACAUGGAGCGUGAAUGCCAGGACUGCACACCCACGCAUUGCAAUGCCGGCUCGUACAUGGUGCCCUGCGACCGCACCGUCGGCGACAGCUCGUGCGUCACCUGCCCGAGCGGCAAGUACCAGGACGCAUCGCAGCACAGAGAGUCGUCGUGUAAGACAUGUGGCUGUCCAAGUGGGUCGCUCCCCAUGUUCGCGACCUGCCCCGGCACCUCCAACUUUGAUUGCCUUCCUGACGGAAUCAAAGUGGUUGGGUAUGGGUCUUGUUCCGCUGGCCAAUGGCAGAUGGGUGGUGCUGAAUCAGGCUGCCGCAGCGGCGGUUCGCAUCAGUCCACAAAGCUGACUGGCGGUGAUUAUGGAAGCGACUAUGACGUGACUGCCACAUCCACCGUCAAGUUUGCGGAAGGGAAAUAUCGCUUUUUCUGUCAAGCAGACGAUUGCUGCAAGAUUCGUCUUCGUGGUCCGAGGACAUUCUCCCCCAUCGAUAACGGAUGUGGAGGCUGUACAUCGUGCAGUGGACACACGCACGACCACGACCUCCUCGCGGGCGUGUACACCGUGGAAUACUACAUGCACGAGUUCGGUGGUGGUGCGUACUACGACUUCCACAUCCAGCGGCUGUGA
Messenger RNA from Salpingoeca rosetta, 2119 nucleotides. RefSeq lists its product as uncharacterized. Lineage: Eukaryota; Choanoflagellata; Craspedida; Salpingoecidae. Bases 128 to 2119 code for a protein of 663 amino acids. The record is from RefSeq and is a predicted model, not a curated record. Gene Ontology annotation, molecular function: protein binding. The transcript has 15 exons.